Messenger RNA from Sardina pilchardus (European sardine), 1442 nucleotides. RefSeq names its product homocysteine-inducible, endoplasmic reticulum stress-inducible, ubiquitin-like domain member 1 (gene herpud1). Gene Ontology annotation, cellular component: endoplasmic reticulum membrane. NCBI's taxonomy places the organism in Eukaryota, Metazoa, Chordata, Actinopteri, Clupeiformes, Clupeidae. Gene Ontology annotation, biological process: endoplasmic reticulum unfolded protein response; ubiquitin-dependent protein catabolic process; endoplasmic reticulum calcium ion homeostasis. Bases 4 to 690 code for a protein of 228 amino acids. The record is from RefSeq and is a predicted model, not a curated record. The transcript is spliced from 4 exons. Gene Ontology annotation, molecular function: transmembrane transporter binding.
UACAUGCACUACCAAGCUGCCAUGGCCGCUGCCUCCACAACACCCCUGGUGCCCACCGUGGCCACGUCUCUGCCCGUCGCACCGCACCAAGCCGCGGUGCCCGCUGGGCUGCCCAAUCAAGCGCCCAUCGACAACUUACCAGCCAAUCAGAACGCCGCGGAUCCCGCAUUCAUCAAUCCGGAGGGAGCCAAUCAGAACCUGCGCAUGAACGCGCAGGGCGGGCCCGUGGUGGAGGAUGAGGAGGAGAUGGAGCGCGAUUGGCUGGACUGGGUGUACACGGCCGCCCGUCUCGGCGUGUUCCUCAGCAUCGUCUACUUCUACUCCAGCCUCAGCCGCUUCAUCCUCGUCAUGAGCAGCCUGCUCCUCAUGUACCUACACACUGCUGGUUGGUUCCCCUUUCGCCGGAGGCCCGUGGUCAGGGCUCCGCACGAGCCCGCCCCAGAGGUCAUCCAGAACCAGCAGAACCUGAACAACCAGAAUCAGCACGACGAGCCGGCGGAAGCCCCACCUGCAGGAGAGGGUCCGGAGGCGGCAGCAGAAGCAGCAGUAGGCCCAGAAGGGGAGGCUCCCCACCCCCUCACCCCAGUCCUGGUGCCCCCACACCGGGUAUCCGUCGUCUGGACUGCCUGGCUCUUCUUCAAGUCCUUCUUCGCCUCCCUCAUCCCAGAGGUGCCCCAAGGAGUGCAAUAGACACCCCCCUCCCCUCUCCUGUCGGACAUACGGACCGGACAACUCAAGAUGGGCCGCAGAAGAAAGAAGAAAGCGCUAUUGGGGUGUCGGUGGUGCUUGAUAUGUCGCAUGAGGCUGGUGUCAGGUGCUCACCACAUUCCUGAAUACGAGGGCGUUUUUUUUCCGGGGAUUAAGACAAGACCUCAUGUUUUCUCUGUGCUCAUUGAUGAUGAUGAUGAUGAUGAUGAUGAUUAUGUCUUUUCCUGAUGGCGCACUUUGAAGACUUUUUCGUUUCGGUUUUGUGACCAAAAACCUAAACCAACACAAACUUGAGGUUCAAAGAUAUUCCAAGUUCUUCCUACUCAUUUUGCCAAACUGUAGAUAAACUGUACAUAAGCUGUAAACAUGUAAAUACAUCUGUACAGAGUAGCCACAGCACUUUAGAUAACUUCUCCAAAGUUCGGACGCGUGGAGCUAAGCUGGUAUUGAAUUUGGAAGUCGUCUUAUGCAAGCCUCUUGUCAACAGAGUUUCAUUUUGUGGGAGGCCACUAAGCUGCAGCUAUCCAAGGUUGUAUCGAAGUGCAGAUCAGAUCUCACCUGCUUCAGAUUCCUCACAACUUGAAAGGACAUUGACAGAAUGAGUACUAUCAAUUCAAUCUCCCCCAUCAGUUUUUCUGUCUGUCUCUAGGGAAGUCCAAAGCGAGUAUAGUUGAUUGGGUUUUCUGAAAGCCGAAGGAUGCAAAUCAGUAUUUGCAUUCUGCUUGAAAUGUUCA